AUGCUUGAAGAGGCGAGCAAAUAUGUGUUGCGUCAACUUUUCGUUACUGUUAGCUCGAAGCUGUGUUUUGCUGUCAAACAGCAGCUUUCACUAUUGAAAAGCUUUACCUGUGGAGGAGACUUUUUGGCUGAGAGCUCUUCAACUGAUGUUGAUUUCUCCAACAAGGCAGACCAGUUUGAGGACAUUCCCGACUCCUUCAUUGAUAUUCCUAGCAAAUCGUAUCCCCUUGUCAUUACUUUUAGUAAGUUUCUGAUGAUGCUAGAUGGAAGCAUCGGUGUCUCAUAUUUCGAGAGAUUCCCUCAAUCAAGAGACAUAUGUCGGGAGAAAGUCGGAGCUGCAAGAUCCCUUGCCUUGCAAGCAUUCCUACAAGAGAAAGAGGUCAACUACGAGAAGUUUUGUGCAGUUUAUUGGCCUCAUUUCAAUGAAAGGCUUACGAGAAAUCUGGACCCUUCAAGAGUAUUUACAGAGAUAAUAUCUCACAUCAAAGGAAGUCUCCACGUGGGGAGCUUUUGUAGUGGCAGGCUCAGCAGGACCGACUAUGUCUCACUCUCGGAUGGUCGUGGAUCACAUCUAACCCAGAAGGAACGGCAUAAAGUGUACGAUGUUUUUCUUGAGUAUGAAAAGAAGAAGUUAGAGAGGGGAGAGUUUGACCUUUCAGAUGUUGUGAAUGAUCUACACUCCCGUCUCGGAUGCAAAAAGAUAAGAGGCGACGAUAUGGACUAUGUUUAUAUCGAUGAAGUUCAAGAUCUCACUAUGAGGCAGAUCGGUCUUUUCAAGUACGUUUCUCACAAUUUUGAGGAGGGCUUUGUCUUCUCGGGAGACACUGCACAGACAAUCGGGAGGGGAAUCGAUUUUAAGUUUGAGGAUGUGCGGCGGUUGUUCUACAAUUAUUUUAUGCAGGAAACUGUAGGUGGAUGGAAGAUCUCCAAGAUUUUUCAGUUGUCCCAGAAUUUCCGGAUGCAUUCUGGCAUCCUCAAGCUAGCGCAGAGCGUCACUGACCUUCUGUGCCAUUUCUUCCCAUUAUUUGUCGAUGUUCUGGGGCAAGAAACGAGCCACAUUUGCGGUGAAAGCCCAAUUUUCCUUGAGCUAGAGAUGAACCAAAACUCAGUAGUGUCUAUUUUUGGUGAGAGAGGGAAUGUUGCAGGCCUUGGGCCAGAGCAGGUCAUCAUAGUUCAUGAUGAUCGUGCACGAGAGGAAGUUCUCGGACAUGUUGGAAAGCAAGCCCUUGUUUUAACUUUAACGGAGUGCAAAGGAUUGGAGUUUCAGGACGUGGUGCUGUACAACUUUUUUGGUUCAUCGCCAAUGAAGAAUCAAUGGAGGGUCGUGUACGAGUACAUGAUGGGCCGGAACUUGCUCGAUAAUAGCUUCAGUGGUCGCUACCCACAGUUCAAACCAGCAAGGCACAACAUCUUGUGCUCAGAGUUGAAGCAAUUGUACGUUGCUAUCACCCGGGCAAGGCAAAGGCUUUGGAUUUGUGAGAACAACAGGCAGUUUGCGGGAGCGAUGUUGGAUUAUUGGAGGAAGCUCAGCCUCAUCCAAUGUAAGACGGAGAAACUCGACAGCAGCAGACACUAUGCGUAUCCAAGGGCAUGAACAUGCUCUCUCCUCGAACUUCAUCAAUUCAUCAUGUAAAUUAGUUAUUAUGCAAAUUUGUUCUUAAGCUUUGUUGUACUUGGGCAACAAGAAUGCUAGCAAGUGGUAUAAUAAGACUCAUUUUGCC
Molecule: messenger RNA, 1720 nt
Organism: Punica granatum (pomegranate)
Lineage: Eukaryota; Viridiplantae; Streptophyta; Magnoliopsida; Myrtales; Lythraceae
Source: RefSeq, a predicted model, not a curated record